This is a messenger RNA of Eimeria maxima, 2058 nucleotides long. RefSeq lists its product as hypothetical. The transcript has a single exon. The record is from RefSeq and is a predicted model, not a curated record. The coding region runs from base 1 to 2058 and encodes 685 amino acids. NCBI's taxonomy places the organism in Eukaryota, Apicomplexa, Conoidasida, Eucoccidiorida, Eimeriidae.
AUGAUGGGAGGGGAAAGGGGGGAGUCCGCCACGGCAACCACAGCGUCAGCAGCAUCAACAGCAGCAGCAGCAGUAACAGCAGCAACAUCAGGAACAAGAGGAGAAGCAGCUUACUGCUUGUGCCUUCCUUGCAGCAAUCGAACACGCACACCCCGCGGGGGGUGGCUUGCCCCUGCCUGCGCAGCUACUACGUACGAAAUUCGCAGCAGCCACUGCAGGCGUUUUCUAAGCUGCCGCAGCAGCAGCAGCAACAGGGGUUUCAGCAGCAGCAACUCUAUUACACAACGGCCUCCCAAACUCGGCAGCACCGAGCCGCAGCUGAGCUGUUACUUGGUCCUGCCGCAGCAGGAGCUGCCUGCACAGCUCCCGACUAUCCUGUGUCCUUCUUGCGCUGCUGCUACCUCUUGGAAUCGUUGCUUCUGCUGCAGCGUGAAGGAGUCUGCAGUUUCUGGCCUGGGUCUCACAGGCAACCCCAGUGGAAACUUGCCGCACCUGCAUUCAUGUUCAUCCCAAGGCAGCAACAGCGUUCAUGAUGCAGACAGCGAUGCAGCACCAUGUGCUGCUGCUGCUAAGGGGCCAGUAGCAUCAGCAACAGCAGAAGAAGAAGUAGAAGUAGAAAUGGGUAUUGGAGACAGAGUGGCUGCAGCGGACGGGAGGGAGGAGAAGCAGGGCUGCGGCAGCAGCGGCAGAAAUGGAAGCACCAGCAAGCAAUGGCAGCUCUACAUGAGCCUCAGCAGCAGUUUCAAAAGCCGUCUGCCUUGUGUUGCAUGUUGGAGGGCCAGCAGGUGCAGCAGCAUAAGCGUAAAGGCUCUACAAUUGCAGACAGCGAGCGGCAGCACCAUCGCAGCUCUCUUCUUACGCCACCCUGCAGCAAACCAAACCUUGUUAGUGUCUCACCGCAGCAACAGCGACCUGGGCUUCACCUACCCCCUGCUUCUCUACCUUUGCCGUUCUCUCAACAUCAAUGUCAUGGGCUAUGAAUACACAGGCUACGGAUUUUGCUGCUGCCCGACCAGAAGGAGUCUCUCGGGCCAGCAACAGCAUCAGCAGCAGCAGCUGCGGAGGCUUUGCAGCCCCUCCGCUGCUGCGGUACGUAUGGACAUUCGUGCUGCUUUCUUGUGGCUGCAGCAGCAGCAGCAGCAAACACCACACAGUGUCAUCCUAUACAGCGAGGGCAGGGGUCUCCUACCUGCCUUGCAGCUCCGCUCUGAGCUCGCUGCUGAAGGCCUACAGCUGGGGGGCCUCGUCUUUGUAGCACCAGCAGCGACGGCAGCAGCAGCAGCAACGUCAGCAGCACAAGUAGCAGCACAAAUCAGUGGAAGGCAGAGAGGACACGACAGAGGGCUACGGAGGCUGGUCCCUUCCCGUAUCCGCAAGCGACGCAGCGAGACGCACGAGGUGUAUAUGCAGCUGCUGCAGCUGCACAUGGAAGAGCUGCUGGUGCUAGAAGGCGUCUCAGACUCGCAGCAGCUGCAGGCUGCCGACGGGAAGAUACCGCAGUUGCUGCUGCGCCAGCGAGCAGCAGCUGCAGCAACCGUUGCAGAGAGAGGAGACCCCGGCUGUUGCUGCUGCGACUUUCCAAGAGGAGACAACCUACGCCGCCUCACGGCCUUCAUUCAACAUGCAAGAGAGCAGCAGCAACAGCCCUACGACAUCGCGCUGCAGCGGCAGCUGCGCAUGCAGCAGCAACUACAAAGGCAGCAGCAGCAACAAGUCGCAUGGAGCAGUCUAGCCCAAACCGCACACUCCACCAGACCGCACGACGAGCAGCAGCAAGAUAAGCAGCAGCAACAAAAACAGCAAGACCAGCAGCGCCACCAGCAAACUGCCGGACACCCUUGCAACGGGCGUCGACUUCCUGUAUUUCCUACGGACUCUCCACGUCUGCCAGCAAUAGUUAAAUACAAUCCUGGAAAACAGCUGGGGCAACAACAGCAGCAAAGGCAGCAGCAAAAGCAUCAAAUGCAGCAACAGCAGCAGCAAAAGCAGCAGCAACAACAACAGCAGCAGCUGCAGUGGCUGCAGCAGCAGCGGCAGCCGCCAAGCAAGCGACACUAG